AUUUGAAACUACAUAACUACAGAAGUGUUUUUAUUCAUAUUGGUAUUUUUGUUACAUCAAGUCACCUAAUUGUAGAUAAUGAAGGCAGACCUAGGCACAGAUUAAUGCACAGGCAGUGAUAGGCUGUAGCCUAGGGGCCUCACAGUGCUGAUUGUUCAUUUUGAUAAUGCUACAUGAGGGACUGCCCUCAGUCAGUACCAUGUGACCUUAUCUGUGCAGAGGCUUUUGAAUCACAACAAGGUUACUGUGAACCGAACAUUUCACACAAUAUUUGUUCUCGUUAUUUCAUGUUCAGCUCCGGUGGAUCUUUACUGUCGCUGUCCAAGGUGCUGAUCCUGGGUCCUCCAGGAACGCUGAAGCUGUCCUGGGUGAUGAUGCCUGCUGUUAGUUACCAUUAAUGCUGUUUGCACAGCUGACACGAUUUAUGUUUUAAACACCAAUGAUAUUUUAGAAGUUUAGCAAUUUAUUCUGCUGUUCUGUUUCCGAGCACCACUCAUUUUCUUUUAAUCUGUGCACCUCAGGCCGAACCUUGUGCUGAUAGAUUUAAAUGAUAGUUUUUGUCCUAAAUAUUGCCUUGCUGAAGGCAAGACAUUGCUGUGUUUAUUCUGAUUCCUACACAGUGGAUGAGACAGUCCCCACACCCGCCCCCUGCUUUCACACUUUUGCUCUGAAAGUAUUCAGGAAGGAAACAUAACGAACAGUUCCCCAGUGGUCUGCGGUGGAGACAAAGUUUUUUCAUAUCUCUGCUUGAUAUUUGCAAGAAUCUGGAUGUUAAUGCCCCUGUUUUUAGUGCGGAGCCACAAAAGUGUGUAACUAUAUGACACACAUUAUAUCAUCUGAUGCGUGGAGAGGAGCGGACUUCUUAAUGUGGCGUCCUUCAAGUUUAAUGGACUAAAACUGGACGACAGGUUAGUAGAAAUAUGUCCAGAGCUGCAGAGACUAAUGGGAGAGGGAGAAUACUGUUUAUGUUUAUUAUGAGCUUAUUUUUAAAGUAUUAUUCAAUUUGGACUUCCAGUCUUAUUUCUGUAUAUGCAGACGAUGUUUAUAUUCUAAAUGUACUGAUGUUAAUAUGUCAGUAAAGAAGAAGUUGGAGAAGAACUGUUCUUGUUCUGUUGUUGUUGUUGUUACCUGCAGUUGUAGCAAGUUUUUUACCUGCAGCAGAGGUUUGUUUAGUUAUGUAUAUACACACAACACACACCCUCAUCAAAAAACAGUUGGCAUAUUCUGCAUAACAUACACAAAUGAACAAAAACAUGUUGGUAUUUGGUGUGGUAUGAUUGAAUUCAAUGGUUUUAUGUUUCAUGGAUGGGCAAUAAUCAGUUUAGGCCAUUUUAUUAUUUAACAUUUUAGGGACCAGGAACAGACCUUUACACAAGAGACAGGCUAAUAUAUAAAAUUAACUAAUAUAUAGCUUAUAAAUACGUUUAGAAUCGAACAUAAUGCAUUGCUCAAGUAAAUUGAUGAAUAGUGUUGGGGAGGUCACAUGAUUUGUGAGACUGCAGAGAGACAUUUACAUUUCCUUCUUGACAGAGACGUGAUCAUCCUGUAGAUUACUGCUGUCUCGCCGAGGGUCAGUAACUCUUGAUGCUUUUGUAAAAGCUGCUGCAUAAAGGGUUUAAAGUCAAGGGUUUAAAAUAUAUAAAAUAAAUACAUUUCCUUCUAGAUUUAAUAAAGUGCCUACAUGUCUACAGCACAGUUUUGAAGGGACAGAUGAAACUGCAGGUGUCACACUCAUUCAUUAAUCCAUGGCAUUUCUCAACCAGCUGGGAGCAUUUUAUUUGAAAAUAUGUUCAUUCUUCAGCUUAAAUCACAAAGUUGAACUGCAGUACUGUGGAGAAAAGUAUCCCAUCGCCCCAGCACAGAAACUUCACACGUCCACACCUUAUAGUUAGAUCCUGGUUUCAAGUUUGGUCACGACUUCACACACAGGAAGUGACUGAGCUCGAACAAAACAGAAACAGUCUCAUGAACAGAAGUGAGCGUGAAGAGAGGCAAGGCCCUGUCCCCCUUCCAGCUAGUCUCUGUAGCAUUAGUAGUAGCUGAGACUCUAUGGGUUUUGUCAUAGACAAUAAAAUUAUUGUUUUUUUAGCAUCUGAGGUUUUUAUGUAAAACCAUCUCUGGUGGUGCCGGUUAAAAAAAAAAAAUCAGGAAGUGGGUGACUAAAAUCGAUUUCCAAAUCUGAAACAGUAGAAAGGAAGAACAGUAAGGAAAAAACCUAAAACUUAAAGACAUACAGUGACAUAACAUACUGUCUGUGGAGACAAACUUAAUAUUUAAAACUUUACCGAUUUUCAGCCUGAAUCCUUUUAAAUUAAUUGAAGACAUGAAAAUUCCUACUGUGCUCUGUGCCUUGAAUCCCCUGUUGCCUCUCUGCUGUCCACUCCAUGAUGUAAAUUAUAUGUCAGCAUCAAACUUAAAAGUAUCUUCAUGAUGAGAUACCAGCAGGUUUGUUUGGAUUUGUCAGGUUUCUACCCAUCUGUCUCUGAGAUUUCAUCAUCUGCAAGAUGACCAAGAGAAAUGGGAGGCGCCUGAGCUAAAUUUCAAAAGUCAUAGCAAAGGGUCCGAAUACUUAUGUCAAUGUGAUAUUUCAGUUUUUUCUUUUUAAUGCAUUUGCAAAAACUUCUAAAAUCCUGUUUUUGCUUUUUCAUCAUGGGGUAUUGAGUGUAGAUUGAUGAAGGAAAAAAUUAAUUUAAAUGAUGUUAGCAUAAGGCUGCAACAUAACAAAAUGUGAAAAAGGUGAAGGUGUCUGAAUACUUUAUAUAUAAACACAACACACACCCUCAUCACAAUACAGGCACUGUGGAAGAACAGUGGGCACGUACUGCAUAACAUGCACACAUAAACACAAUAAAAUGUUAGUAUAUGAUGUGAUAUGAUUAAAUUCAAUGGUUUAAUGUCUCAUUGAUGUGCAAUAAUCACUUAUUGUUUAUGCCAUUUUUUACUUGAACAUUUUUAGGGACCAGGAACAAACCUUUGCACAUGAGACAAGCUAAUAUAUUUUUGUAGAGGGCAGGAAGUGUAAACCUGUCAGAGUAUGCUGCGGUCAAAGCCACUGCAGUUGUUUGAGCUUUGUAUAAAAGGGAAGGAAGAACAGACAGGCUAUACUCAGAAGGAGAAUUUGGAGAAAAAUGCUGCUCUCACAUUGAUAUGAACAGUAACUUCUCUCUUCUCUCUUUCUGCUGCAUUAUUAUUAAUGCGAAGUAGAACAAUUUCUCAGAAGCAGAGCAGCAGAGCGACAGUGUCCGUGCUGGAUGUGAAGAUGGGGCACACUCUGCUCUGUGUGCUGGGCUUAUUCUUGCUGAAUACACUCCUCUACGGACAUGCUGAAGGGCAGGAUGAUGAACAAGAGAGGAGCGCUGAGGACUCUGGUGUGGGGACAGGACCAACAGGUGGGAUGGCUUCUACAUUGAGAUGUGUGUUUGAGGGAGGUGGAGACACUGAUUGGAAAUAUGAAUGGACACCACCCAAAUUAAACACACCUCCAACAAACAGUGAAUACAGGAUCAGCAGUGCUACUGAGUCCCACAGUGGAGACUACAGGUGUAAGGGCAGAAGGGACUCAUAUUCCUCAACAGAGUGGAGUGAUAUCAUCACAGUGACAGUUUUGUUCACAAACAGAGCUGUUGUCACUCUGCAAUCCAACUGGCCUGAGAUAUACUAUGGAGAGACGAUCACUCUGAGAUGUGAGAUCAUGGACGGAGGAGACACUGAGUGGGAGUAUGAAUGGACGACAUCCAGCUCAGACACACUUCCAAAGCACAGUGAUCAGGUUAUCAGUGCCACCAUUUACAGUGGUGGAAACUACUGGUGUAAGGGUAAACACAAAAAGGAAUUGUUUUCAACAGAAUGGAGUGAUCCGAUCACACUGACACUGUCGGCACACAGACCAAAGGCUGAACUGAGAGCUGACAGGAGAGCCAUUCCAGCAGGGGGCAGUGUGACCCUGACCUGCUCUGUGAAGCCAUCAUCAUCUGGUUGGAAAUACUUCUGGUACAGAGGAGAGAAAACCUCUGAACCCCUGACCACACAAGAUGCUGACUUCCUCUCAGAUGGACAAAUCAGAGUCUCACAGGGAGGACUCUACUGGUGCAGAGGAGGAAGAGGAGACCCAGUUUACUACACAGAGUACAGUGAUGCAAUCAGUAUAAACAAAAUGAUUCCCAACAGGGCCAUUGUGACCCUUCAACCCAAUUGGCCUCAGAUCUUCAGUGGCGAGACGUUCACUGUCAGAUGUGAGAUCAAGGACGGAGGAGACACUGAGUGGGAGUAUGAAUGGACGACACCCAUCUCAGACAAACCUUUAACGCAAAAUGAAUACAGGAUUAGAUUUGCUUCUGGAUCCCACAGUGGAGACUACAGGUGUAAGGGCAGAAGGGACUCAUAUUCCUCAACAGAGUGGAGUGAUGUCAUCACAGUGACAGUUUUAUCACACAGACCAAAGGCUGAACUGAGAGCUGACAGGAGAGUCAUUCCAGCAGGGGGCAGUGUGACCCUGACCUGCUCUGUGAAGCCAUCAUCAUCAUCUGGUUGGAAAUACUUCUGGUACAGAGGAGAGAAAACCUCUGAACCCCUGACCGCACAAGAUGCUGUCUUCCUCUCAGAUGGACAAAUCAGAGUCUCACAGGGAGGACUCUACUGGUGCAGAGGAGGAAGAGGAGACCCAGUUUACUACACAGAGUACAGUGAUGCAGUCGUCACAAACAGAGCUGUUGUCACUCUGCAACCCAACUGGCCUGAGAUAUACUAUGGAGAGACGAUCACUCUGAGAUGUGAGAUCAUGGACGGAGGAGACACUGAGUGGGAGUAUGAAUGGACGACAUCCAGCUCAGACAGACUUCCAAAGCACAGUGAUCAGGUUAUCAGUGCCACCAUUUACAGUGGUGGGAACUACUGGUGUAAGGGUAAACACAAAAAGGAAUUGUUUUCAACAGAAUGGAGUGAUCCGAUCACACUGACACUGUUGGCACGCAGACCAAAGGCUGAACUGAGAGCUGACAGGAGAGACAUUCCAGCAGGGGGCAGUGUGACCCUGACCUGCUCUGUGAAGCCAUCAUCAUCUGGUUGGAAAUACUUCUGGUACAGAGGAGAGAAAACCUCUGAACCCCUGACCGCACAAGAUGCUGUCUUCCUCUCAUAUCUACAAGUCUCACAGGGAGGACUCUACUGGUGCAGAGGAGGAAGAGGAGACCCAGUUUACUACACAGAGUCGAGUGAUACUAUCAGUAUGAACAAAAUUAGAACAGUUCCCAACAGGGCCAUUGUGACCCUUCAACCCAACUGGCCUCAGAUCUUCAGUGGUGAGACGUUCACUGUCAGAUGUGAGAUUGAGGGAGGAGGAGACACUAAAUGGACGUAUGAAUGGACACCAGCCAAAUUAAACACACCUCCAACAAACAGUGAAUACAGGAUCAGCAGAGCUACUGAGUCCCACAGUGGAGACUACAGGUGUAAGGGCAGAAGGGACUCAUAUUCCUCAACAGAGUGGAGUGAUGUCAUCACAGUGAUAGUAUCAGACAAACCCCAGCCUGUCCUCACUGUGUCUCCAUCAUGGCUGAGUCCUGCAGACUCAGUGACUCUGAACUGCAGUGUUAAAGAUCCCUCUGCAGGAUGGACGUUCUACUGGUAUAAGGCUGUUCCCAAACUAGCAGACAUCUCCUACAGCGAUGAGCUGCUACCUGGCAGCAGCAGUGGGACUGAACAGGAUUCCUACAUUGUUCAUGGACAGACACACACAGCAGGAUAUAAGUGCAGAGCUGGAAGAGGAGCUCCAGUGUAUUACACUCAGUACAGUGAACCAAAGUUCGUCUGGUCUGGAGAUUUUCAUUCAUCAGCGUCUCUCACAGUGAGUCCUGACAGAGUGCAGCACUUCCCCUCUGACUCUGUCUCACUGAACUGUGAAGGAAACUCUGCUGAGUGGAGAGUGAGGAGGUUUACUGAGGACGGCUACCCGUCAUACUGCUCCUACUGGGGGACAAUGACUGGAUCCACAUGCAGCAUAGGCCGUAACCGGCAGAGUGCUGCAGUGUACUGGUGUGAGUCUGGAUCAGGAGAGUUCAGCAACGCAGUCAACAUCACUAAACAGAAUGGAGAUAUUAUCCUGGUGAGCCCUGUCCGUCCUGUGACUGAGGGAGAUUCUGUUAGUCUUAGCUGCAAGUUGAGGACAGAAGAAUUUGUUUCAGAUGUGUUUUUCUAUCGAAAUGGCGAACUAGUUCAAAAUGAUACCAGAAGGGAGCUAAACAUCUCUGCAGUGUCGAAGUCAGAUGAGGGAUUCUACAAGUGUCAACACUCAGGAAAAGCGUCACCACAGAGUUGGAUGUCAGUAAAAUCGUCCAGCUCUCCAUAUGCUCCAUUUCAGAUCGUUGGGCUGGUUAUUGGUAUCUUACUGAUUGUUCCCCUGCCACUGCUGCUGCUGUGUUGGUACAAAAAGUCAAAGGAUACAUGUUGUCACAGGCUCAUCCAGUCUCAGAGAACCAAUCAGAGCUCUGCUACAGUCCAAACUGUCAACCAAGAUGAAAAUCAGCAGCAAGUAUACUCCUCUCUUCUCCAUGGUGAUGUUUGUGCCUAUGAAACAAUCAGUGGCUCUGGAAACACCGGAAGUGGCAGACUAGCAGAUGAAUACAGAAAUGUGAUAUCUCAGAUUCAGCUCCAAGUUCUUGCAAAGAGUAGUUUUCAUGAUGAUCCAGCAGAGAGCUCUGACUACUGUAAUGUGAAUCCAGAUUCAACUGCAGGUCCAUUCGCACAGUUUGAUAAUGAAGUAUCAAUCUUUAUUUUAGUGCUGAAGACACGCCUCUAUGGACAUGCUAAAGUGACAAACAGGGCUGUUGUGACCCUACAACCCAAAUGGCCGAAGAUACACGCAGGAGAGACGAUCACCCUUAGAUGUGAGAUUAAGAACGGAGGAGACACUGAGUGGGAGUAUGAAUGGAGAACAACCAGCUCAGUAAAACCUCUAAAUGGAAAUGAAUUUAGGAUUACGCCUGCUUCUACAUUCCACAGUGGAGACUACAGGUGUAAGGGCAGGAACAAAACCGAACAACAGUCUUCAACAAAGUGGAGCGAUGCCUUCAAAUUGACAGUAUGUGGCUGUAAACCCAAACCUGUCCUCACUGUGUCUCCAUCAUGGCUGAGUCCUGCAGACUCAGUGACUCUGAACUGCAGUGUUAAAGAUCCCUCUGCAGGAUGGACGUUCUACUGGUAUAAGGCUGUUCCCAAACUAGCAGACAACUCCUACAGGAAUGAGCUGCUACCUGGCAGCAGCAGUGGGACUGAACAGGAUUCCUACAUUGUUCAUGUACAGACACACACAGCAGGAUAUAAGUGCAGAGCUGGAAGAGGGGCUCCAGUGUAUUACACUCAGUACAGUGAACGUCACUUUGUCUGGUCUGGAGAUUUUAACUCGGCAGCGUCUCUCACAGUGAAUCCUGACAGAGUGCAACACUUCUCCUCUGAGUCUGUCUCACUGAGCUGUGAGGGAAACUCCACAGAAUGGAGAGUGAUGAGGUUGACUGAAAAAGGCGACCUGUCUCACUGUAAUGGAAAAAUGAUUGGAUCCACAUGCCAUAUCCACAAUUUACCAUACACUGAUGCAGUGUAUUGGUGUGAGUCUGGAUCAGGAGAGUUCAGCAACGCUGUUAACAUCACUGUACACUUGUCCAGAGCUGAAAGCCAUUCAUUUCUUAUGCCGCUGUUCACUGGGGUCCUUACUGGAGUUUUAUUGAUUAUUCUCCUGCUCUUGCUGCAUCACUUCACAAAGUCCAAGGAUCCAUGCAGUGGCAGACCCAUCCAGUCUCAGAGCACCAAUCAGGAUGAACGGGUCAACCCGGAUGAAACUCAGGAGCACAUAUACUCCUCUCUUCGUGAAGGAGUUGUUUGUAUCUACGACUCGAUCAGCGGUUCUGAAGAAACUGGAAAUAUGGACAAGCUAAAGAAUACAGUGAUGCCACAUUUCAUUCAAUUUAGCUCAAAGGUCUUGUCAAGAGGAGUGAACAUGAUGAUCCAGAGGAGAGCUCAGACCACUACAUGUGAAUCCACGUUUAACCACAGUUCCAGGUCCAUAAAGAGAAGCAUCAACAAAACAAGCGAAGCACAGAUGACAACAAGAAAAUCUGGAUUCAUGUUUAGGGCAGUUUUUGCAAGUAUUACAACUGCUCUUCGGAUUUCUUAGUACUUUGCACAGUUCAAUUGCAGAUUAUAUGAUUAUAUGAUUAGCCAUAGCCAUACUGUUUAUUAUAUACUGUAUUAUAUUAUAAUUACAUGAUGUGGAUUUAACCUCCUGCUGGUCUCAGCACAGAUUGCAGAACUGUUGAGGCGUUUGUUUUGCUUUUGGAUUCAUUGAUAUAUUUGUUUCUUCAUUUUGUUGCCACUCAAGCUGUAAAGCUUCAUUAGCCUGCUCACAGCGUAGGUGCUUCAGGAUGUAACGGUACCAAAUCACCCGGUGAUUGCUUUAUGAUUUGUGAUGCUACAUGCAACAGAGCGAAAGUGAGAUAAAAGAUGUAAUGUUGGCCCAGCCAAGAGUUUGUGUUUUGCUGUUGAGGUUCAGUUUGUCACUUGCCGUGGGUGAAGUGAUCAUAUCUGAAAAUCAAAUUUUUACCAAAAGUGGGAAAUUUUACAGUCUGUAAAUUGGAUUGUACACAUCACGGGUGUAUUUUAUAACAGCUCAUCUAGUGCAGCUUCACUAGUCAAAAUCAGGGAUGGACAACAACAACUAUUUUCUCUUCAUAUUGUUGCUAAAAAGAACAUUUUAUAAUACAUAUAUGUAAAUUCAUAUGUCCUUUUAUAACUGUACUUUUCUUUUGUACAUUUUUAAGUUUGGUCUUUCACAGUGUAAUAUGUAGCAAGAAUAAGUAAACUUUUAACCAAGCUGUGAGUAUUAUUUCUACACUGAUAUAAUUUGCUCAUGCCUGCAGGUUCACAUUAUCAGCCACUUGGUGGGGCCCUGCAGUUUUGCUUUCAGUUACUUCAUUAGUUCCUAAUAGUACUUACAUACCCAUGAGUAUCAUAAUUACAUUGAGAUUCAUUUUCAUCUUAACAAAUCCUUUAAGUUGUACUAAUAGCUCUCACUUUGUAUAAAUAUUAUUGUUAAAUAAAUGAAUUUGAAUUCA
Messenger RNA from Siniperca chuatsi (mandarin fish), 9101 nucleotides. RefSeq names its product obscurin-like. NCBI's taxonomy places the organism in Eukaryota, Metazoa, Chordata, Actinopteri, Centrarchiformes, Sinipercidae. The transcript is spliced from 32 exons. Gene Ontology annotation, molecular function: transmembrane signaling receptor activity. Bases 3194 to 8164 code for a protein of 1656 amino acids. The record is from RefSeq and is a predicted model, not a curated record. Gene Ontology annotation, biological process: cell surface receptor signaling pathway.